Galeopterus variegatus (Sunda flying lemur) is the source of this 901-nucleotide messenger RNA. RefSeq names its product C-C motif chemokine 3-like. Gene Ontology annotation, molecular function: CCR chemokine receptor binding; chemokine activity. The record is from RefSeq and is a predicted model, not a curated record. Gene Ontology annotation, biological process: cellular response to tumor necrosis factor; neutrophil chemotaxis; chemokine-mediated signaling pathway. Lineage: Eukaryota; Metazoa; Chordata; Mammalia; Dermoptera; Cynocephalidae. Gene Ontology annotation, cellular component: extracellular region. The transcript has 3 exons.
GCGUUGUGCAACGCUCAGCAUGACAGCACCACUAUGCUUAAAAAUUUCCCUCCUCACCCCCAGAUUCCAUUUCCCCAUCCGCCACGGCUGCCUAUAAAGAGAGGAGGAGAUGGCUCCGGACUCCAGAAGCACGCAGGCCGCAGCGGGUGCCCAGUCCCUCGUUGGCUCUCCGGACACUGAAGCCCACAUUCCAUCAUCUGCUCAGCACCAUGAAGGUCCCCAAGGCUGCCAUUGCUGUCCUCCUCUGCACCAUGGCUCUCUGCAACCAGGUCUUCUCUGCACCAUUUGGUGCUGACACCCCAACCGCCUGCUGCUUCUCCUACAUCAACCGGCAGAUUCCACGCAAAUUCAUAGGUGAUUACUUUGAGACCAGCAGCCAGUGCUCCAAGCCAGGUGUCAUCUUCCAAACCAAGAGAGGCCGGCAGGUCUGUGCUGACCCCAGUGAGGCCUGGGUCCAGGAAUACAUCACUGACCUGGAGCUGAAUGCCUGAGUGGCCUGGAAGCUGCGAGGGAAACAGUGACUCCAGCAGGCCCAGUGGGGAGCAGGGACCUGACCUCAGAAACAUCCCCAUCACCUCCACUGCUACCUCUCCUAUGGGCUGGCUGUUACCAGACAGCCAUACCUGGGGACUCUUCUUAACUUAAAUGCUAAUUUAUUUAUAUAUUUAAUUUUCUAAAUUAUUUUCAAUGUCAUACUGUGUUUGUGACUGCUCUGAGAUAUCCCAGGGCACUGUCCUCACCACCCAUCCCCUCCCCUUCACUCACACUGUGACUGGUGACAACUGAAUGGCUGUCAGCAGCUGUUCUAGCAGACACUCAAGCUGCCAGACUGACAAACAUAUAUUGAAUGCUUUUGUUCAGUGCUCUGUUCAGCCCAGUGAAAUAAUAAAGAUGCUCUUUU